Messenger RNA from Cetraspora pellucida, 657 nucleotides. Lineage: Eukaryota; Fungi; Glomeromycota; Glomeromycetes; Diversisporales; Gigasporaceae. The record is from the annotation of a GenBank genome assembly.
AUGUUUCCAACACCAAAUCUUGAUCACAUAACUUCGAAUGAUUAUGAGAAUGUGUAUGAACCAGCAGAGGACACUUUUUUAUUUCUUGAUGCCCUUGAGAAAGAUAUCGAAUUUCUCAAGAACAAUAUAAAUCCUUGUAUAUGUUUAGAAAUUGGUUCAGGUACAGGGUGUGUGUCGACGUUCCUUGGUCAAUUGCUUGGUAAUGGAACUACACUUUUAUUAUGUACAGAUAUAAAUCCUUAUGCUACGGCAAUCACUGUUAAAACAGCUAUUCACAAUUCGAUUCAUUUAGAUGCCAUAACAACCAACCUAACCUCGGGUCUUCUACCAAGAUUAUAUCAUAAUGUUGAUAUUUUAUGCUUUAAUCCACCGUAUGUUGUCACAUCUUCUGAAGAUGUAAAUUCAACAAAUCUUAUUGAAAGAGCAUGGGCUGGAGGAAUUGAUGGAAGAGAAGUAAUCGAUAAAAUGUUACCAUUGGUUAACGAUUUAUUAUCAAGCAAUGGUGUGUUUUAUCUCUUAGUAAUUAGUGAUAAUAAACCAGAUGAAAUAUGUGACAGAAUGUGGAAUGAUUAUAAGUUUCAAUCCAAGAUUUUAGCAUCACGACUGGCAGGAAGAGAAAAACAACUUAUCUUGAAGUUUUGGAGAAAUCAAUCAUAA